CUAUUCUGUCAAUAUCAGUUUUGUGCCCUAACAACUCUGGCCAGCAUUCAUGAUACUUCAGUAAUGAUGUGUUUCUAAAUAUCUCAUACUCUUGGUGGAUAUCUGAAAGAAGAUGAAUUGCCAGUAUUUUCUAGGUGUCUCCAUAUGUCUGUACUGAGCUUUCUUUUAUUCCUGUUGCAGUUUUUCUAUUGGUGUGACUUUGCCAAAAUUGAUCUUUAAGCCUGUCCCUGAAGAGAAGGAAAGAAGCAUUGGCAGAGGAAGCAGUGCUGAGCGUAUCUCUGUUUGCUGAUCCAGAGAGAGUUUGCAAUGGCAGUGCUAUGGAAAUUCAUGAGAGUUACUAAGUAUUCUACAAGAGGUUUAUCACAGGAAGUGAAAGUAAGAGGAAUUAUCACCCAUUCAAGGCACUCUUCAUCCAGGUCUAUACCUUCUGAUAUUGCUGCCAACACAGCAUCAUUGAAUACUGUGGAACUGCUUGGUAAAGCUUACCCUCGAGAUGACUACAGUAAUGUCACGGAGAAGAUUCUCUCCAAAGUUGGGAAGAACUUGCACAACCAAAAGCAUCAUCCUUUGUGGCUAAUCAAGGAGCAGGUGAAGGACCACUUCUACAAGCAAUAUACAGGACGCUUUGGAACGCCCUUGUUCUCUGUCUAUGAUGCUCUUUCUCCAGUGGUUACAGUACAGCAGAAUUUUGAUAGCCUGCUUAUCCCACAAGACCAUGCCAGCAGAAGGAGAGAGGAUAACUAUUACUUGAAUCGUGAUCACAUGCUAAGGGCACACACAUCAGCUCACCAGUGGGACUUGAUACACUCCGGCUUAGAUGCCUUUCUGGCCGUGGGAGAUGUCUACCGCCGUGAUACAAUUGACAGCACCCACUACCCAGUCUUCCAUCAGAUGGAAGGAGUUCGGCUCUUCUCCUGUCACGAGUUGUUCUGCAAUGUGAAGGGUGGCGAAGGUUUCCAGCUGUUCGAGCAGGGCCCUCGCACGGCGCACAAGCAGGAGUCCCACACCAUGGAGGCCGUGAGGCUGGUGGAGUUCAGCCUGAAGCACGCGCUCACCCGGCUCAUGACUCACCUCUUUGGGGACGGACUGCAAGUCAGAUGGGUGGACUGCUACUUCCCGUUUACUCACCCUUCCUUUGAGAUGGAGAUCAACUUCCAAGGAGAAUGGCUGGAGGUGCUGGGCUGCGGGGUCAUGGAGCAAGAGCUGGUUAACUCAGCUGGUGCUCAGGAUAAAAUUGGCUGGGCAUUUGGCUUGGGUUUGGAGAGGCUGGCCAUGAUCCUGUAUGAUAUCCCUGACAUCCGACUGUUCUGGAGUGAAGAUGAACGCUUCCUGAAGCAGUUUGUUGUGCCUCAUAUUUGCCAAAAAAUAAAAUUCCAGCCACUCAGCAAAUACCCACCUUUGAUCAACGACAUCUCCUUUUGGCUGCCUUCCGAGACAUACUCUAAAAAUGAUUUCUAUGAUUUGGCCCGAACCAUUGGUGGAGAUUUAAUAGAGAAGAUUGUCCUACUGGAUGAAUUUACCCAUCCAAAGACAAAGAAGGUCAGCCACUGCUACCGUAUCACCUACCGCCACCCGGAGAGGACUUUAACUCAGGACGAGGUGCAUGACAUCCAUCAAGCUAUUGAAGCAUCAGCAGUCCGGGAACUUGGGGUUGAAGGCAGAUUCUAGCAUUCAUGAUCUGAAGCCCUAAUGACAUUAGCUUUCUAUUUCUUCCUUUUUUCUUAUCUUUUGAGAGGGGUAAAGUGAUAAGGAAAGAGAGGGGUUUUGUGACUGAGCUUAGGACAUGGAAACCAAUUGAUAAAUGG
This is a messenger RNA of Nothoprocta perdicaria, 1805 nucleotides long. It is a transcript of the gene FARS2, whose product is annotated as phenylalanyl-tRNA synthetase 2, mitochondrial. Gene Ontology annotation, cellular component: cytoplasm; mitochondrion. The transcript is spliced from 7 exons. Bases 307 to 1668 code for a protein of 453 amino acids. Gene Ontology annotation, molecular function: ATP binding; phenylalanine-tRNA ligase activity; tRNA binding. Gene Ontology annotation, biological process: phenylalanyl-tRNA aminoacylation. NCBI's taxonomy places the organism in Eukaryota, Metazoa, Chordata, Aves, Tinamiformes, Tinamidae. The record is from RefSeq and is a predicted model, not a curated record.